Messenger RNA from Momordica charantia (bitter melon), 763 nucleotides. Its product is annotated as Heavy metal transport/detoxification superfamily protein. Gene Ontology annotation, molecular function: metal ion binding. The record is from RefSeq and is a predicted model, not a curated record. Lineage: Eukaryota; Viridiplantae; Streptophyta; Magnoliopsida; Cucurbitales; Cucurbitaceae. Gene Ontology annotation, cellular component: chloroplast.
UUUCCAGUGGAUAAGCAGAUAGCAGCAACGGAAUCCAUCACAGAAACCGUAGACAAAAAAUGGCUUCAAUCUCCACCUUCUCCGCUCUCCACUCUAUUUCUCGCCCUCGGCCUGCAAAUCCAGCCCUAAUUUCCACACCUUCCAUCUCGCUUCCCACCUCUAACCUCUCCUUCGCCGCCGCUUCUUUCAGGAACUCGCCGGUUCAGGGCGAGAGGCGGCGGCGCCGGUUGAAACGAGCGACGGCGGUCGAAGAGGAUGCUGCACUUCCGGAGCAAGAAGUUGAAGGCGAAGCGCCUUUGCCGUCUGAGCAGCCCGCGGUCACCGUGCCCGUUUCGCCCUCUGAUAUUCUCACCAUGUUCUUUCAGGCAGAGGGGACACUAAAUGAAACAGCUAUUCCUUCUGUAACUGAGGCAUUGGAGCAAACGGAGGGUAUCACUGAUUUGAAGGUUAAAGUUGUUGAGGGCAUUGCAUCUGUUGAGCUUACGAAACAGACAACCAUACAAUCGACAGGAGUGGCGUCGAGCUUGAUCGAGGCCAUUCAGGGUGCAGGUUUCAAGUUACAAACGUUAAAUCUGAGUUUCAAGGACAAGGAAGAAGUUUUUGCUUAAAUGUCGAUCAGGUCUGAUGAGAUUAUAUUUUUGCCAUAGCUUGAUUUUUUGUGUAUGAAUGGUGGGGUGAGUUUCAUCUUUAUGUCACAAGGAUGGAGAAAUGGCAUGCUAUUAAUCCAAAUGAACCAUAUUCUUUGAAACUAUUUGUUUUCUCA